This is a messenger RNA of Scomber scombrus (Atlantic mackerel), 4547 nucleotides long. RefSeq names its product chromobox homolog 1a (HP1 beta homolog Drosophila) (gene cbx1a). Lineage: Eukaryota; Metazoa; Chordata; Actinopteri; Scombriformes; Scombridae. Gene Ontology annotation, biological process: negative regulation of transcription by RNA polymerase II; chromatin organization. Gene Ontology annotation, molecular function: chromatin binding. The record is from RefSeq and is a predicted model, not a curated record. Gene Ontology annotation, cellular component: pericentric heterochromatin; nucleus.
AUGGCGAAAGCGCGGUCCCCUCUAGAUUUCAACCUCAACUUUGGAGCAACCAGAAGGGUAACUUCCGGUGGUGCUGUUGGCGGGCAGAACGGGAUCGGUGGUGGUAUACCGACGUUGAGGCUAUUGUGUUAUUCGACAGCUAACCACAUUGAGGGAAAGUGGACUGUAACCUCGCCACAAAGAGCUUGGGGAUUUCUGUGUCGCCAGUGGAGCGUCUCCGGCCUGUUAUUCGUCUUAAACAACCGCCUAAAUCACUGUGUUUUCACUCGGGCCUGCAGUGAGCCCAUACAAGCGCUCCGGAGCUUUCUCUGUAAAGGUUCACUAGAGGGGCCCUCAAUAGUCGUCAAGCUGGCGACUGUAGCAGCAAAGAAGGGCAAGAAGGCUGAGGAGGAGGAGCAGCCUGCAGCACCGGAGGCAGCAGCAGCAGAAGCAGCAACAUCGGCUGCACCGGCGGCACCAGCUGCCGCAGAAGCACCACCAGCAGCAGCAGCAGGAGCAGCAGCAGCAGCAGCAGAAGAGGAGGAGGAAGAGGAGUAUGUGGUGGAGAAGGUUUUGGACCGCCGAGUGGUGAAGGGCAAAGCGGAAUUUCUGCUGAAAUGGAAGGGCUUCUCAGAUGAGGACAAUACAUGGGAGCCAGAGGAGAACCUAGACUGCCCCGACCUCAUUGCUGAGUUCAUGUCAAAAUACAAAGAGAAGGAGGAGAAAAAGAAGGAGGGCAAGAGGAAAGUCACGACCGAGGCCACAAAAGAACCCGAGGAGAGGGGGAGCAAGAGGAAGAAGGAAGAGGGUGAGAAGGCCAGAGGUUUCGGCAGAGGUCUGCAGCCAGAAAGAAUCAUCGGAGCAACGGACUCCAGUGGAGAGCUGAUGUUCCUCAUGAAGUGAGGGGUGUGUAGGGUUGCAGGGCAGAAAAUUAACAACACACUCUUGCCCUAGCGAAAGUGAAGAAAAAUCCCAGAAACGUUGGGGAGUGAACUGCCAAUGUUGCUGACAGAAGAAAAAAUGAAAAAGAUGUUUGUUUUUCCUGCCCUGGAAAGUGACGCAUCCUUUCCUCAAAAGAUGCUCCCGCCUGUAUCUUGACUGAAAAUGUGUUUUGUUUUGUUUUUGAGGUAGGUUGACACUUUAGAUUUGUUUCCCCUCACCAAGAACGUGUCACUCGAUGGGAACCGGUGCCUUUUCGUUCUGCUUGUUAUCUCUCUGUGUCGUCACAAGCCGAAUAUUGAACUGAAUACAGUGAAACGAUGGAAGUGUUUGUCUUCUACAUUGGGUGACAAGUGCCUGGUGUCGGAAAUGCAGGAACGCAAAUCUAGCUGUCAAACUACCUCUCUCAACACGCACAGAGCUGGAGCCCUUCAUUCACUGGCGACGCAGACUGAAUGUUUGGCUGCGGCUUUCCUCCCCUUAAAAAACAAACAAACAACGUAGCUGGCUGAGAAGACGAAAGACAAAGGCAGACAGAGAGGACACACUUCCCCUUCCUGCUUUGUCAGGAUUCAUCGGAGGGAACGUCUUUUGGAAGGGAAACGCAGUUAGGUUGGGUAUGAAUGAAAGAAUGGACAAAAACCAUUCAUUCAUCUUUUUCAGUAUCUGUUCUUUGUGCAACCUGAGUUCUCAUUAUUGCUGACGUGACGCUGUUCUUAAUUUCGAAACUCAAAACACCAAAUGACUGUGUAUUUCACUCUGACAUCGAUAUACUGACAGGAGGAGUGUGUGUGUGUGGGGGGGGCCCGGGGGGGCUUUACAGGCUGCAAGAACAGACCUCCACUCAUUGGCUUUGGCCUCGUGUCUUACCAGCCAGUGUGGCGGCCAACCAGCCAGUGUUCACAUGUCUUGCAGGUAUCCAUAAUUUCAGCCAUGGAUGAUGACGCUGCCCGACGCUUCAUUUUUCAUUUAAAAAAAAAAAAAAAAUUCAACUCUGUGUUGCUCUAUCUUUUCUGAGUGCUGUCUCUAAUCACCUGUAGCUUCUUUGUGAAUGUGAAACUGUCGAUUUGCCGUAUUUCCUACCCAACACGCUUCCUUAUACAUGCAAGGUGUGGAACAAUCAUGUUUUCUAUACAUGGGUGUUGCACUCACCUGAAUUAGUCUUGGAAUUUUCUUGAACAGGUAGAACUACUCGAUUAUCCCACAGUAUCUGUUUAGCAGCAAGCCAAACUGAUGAUUGUUGUCAUAACAGUCAUCUGUCAAUUAUUAUUUUCAUUUAAUAGUUUUGUUUAUAAGAUGUAAAAAAAAAAAAACACAUUUUCCCUUUAUCCAAGCUGAUGACAGCAAAUGUCUUGUUUUGUCUGAUAAACAGUCCAAAACUUACAUAUGCUGUAUUGUAGGAGUAGUACGUCCUCAUGUUUAAUUUUUUUCUUAAAACUGCUAAUAGCUGCUUAUUAAUAUUUCUGCCAAUCAUUUAAUAUAUUGAUUCCUGCAGCUCUAGUCACCUGCCAACAGCUAACUCUGAACCACAUGUACAGACCUGACAGGUGGCCGGUAAGCUUCCUAAAACCUCAUGUCAGUGUUUUUUUUUAAAUGUUCUGAAUAUUUUUAGUGAAACUGAGGCUGGUUGGUUACCGAGCGGCUGGCAGCAGAGUGUUCACACUUCACAGCUACACUAAAAAUCAGUAUUUUGCCUGGUUGUAAUUUUCCACACCGCUAAGUGGAAGCACUAAAGAGCAGCUGUUCAGCUCCUGCCUGAUUCAGCUGUGAUGCCUUGUAACCAGUAGAUGAACGGGGCCAAGUACCAUUUUUUUUAAAAGGAAUCCUUAUUUAAACAGAAUUUGUUUUUUAAUGAAACCCAAAUUUACUGUCAACCAACAGAUGUAAUUCCUCACAAUUGAGCAGCUGUUACCGACACCGUUCUUUGAGAAUUAAAAGAUUAUGUUGUAAAGGUGCCCCAAUUUAGGUACAUUCACGUAUUUUAAGAACAGCUUUUGACUCAAGUGUGAAAUAUGAUUCCUUAAGAGAAGUUCUGACGCUAAAAGAAGUGAAUUACGGUGGGAAUAGACCAGCUAUUGUCUGUACAUUUUUGGCACCCAGCAAGCUUGACAGGCUGAAACGGUGAAAGUGGCUCAACAAUUCUUUCGGCUGGUAGGCUGAGGGAAUGGCGGGGGAGGGGUUUCCUGAUGAGACCACGGCUCAGUCACUCGAUAGGUACACACACACCCUGUUAACACAACCGGGUUUCAUUCUGACGGAGGAAUUGAUUGAAAGUGUGUUAAAUGAUUCUUCAUUUCAGCUCCCUUGUUUAUUUUUAAACCCUUACACGUGCACACUCUCAACCACUUGUGCAUUUUGUAGGCUGUUAUUUUUUUAGCUUGCACAGGCCGGGCUACAUUUAAGACAUGAUGAGUAUGACUCAGCAUAUUAUUCACAUUUACAGAGUGACACACGGUUAAAACAGAUAUUUGCGUUUUUUCAUAGGAAAUGGAACAUUAUGGAAGUUGGCAUGAUUUGAAUGUGAACAUUUUAUACGAGGGGGGGCCAUUUCUCUACUGUGUAAUGUUUCCUACCAUGUAAUGUGUUAAAUGUAGCUCGGCUGUGCUUAUUUCUAUGUAUACUGUAUUAAAGUAAGCAUAAUAGCUCCCUGUUACCAGACUCAGGUUAGCUAGUUCAAAUCCUCUUCUCGGAACGGUUAACUUUCGCUGCUGAAAAUUGAGUUGAUGAUAACCCCCCCCCCCCCCCCCCCAGCACAGAACCCGUUUUAACAUAUCAACCUGUUCUUACGGAAUAUUUUUUUAAUGAGUCUCAACCUUCAAUGACAUGUUAUAGAAGAGAGAAAUAAUUUAAAUCAGCAGGUGAAAAAAAAUACUGACUGAAAUCAAUUACCCUUAAGAUAGCUGCUUGUGUGUUUGGAAUUAUGACGGUGAUAUAAUGAAUGCACUUACUAAAGAAUCUUUUUUUUUUUUUUAACUUCUGGCCUUUGGGGCUUUCUUGUUUCUUCGCCACGUAAAUCAGUAUUAAGUAUCUGACGGGCUUCUGUUACACUAUUCACCAUCGACAGGAAAGGGGUUGAAUUAGCUGCACCUGGGUCUGUUAGUUAGCUUUUCUAUCUCAUCUCUGAAGCUUUUCUCUGUAUUUAGCGGAUUAGCUUGUGUUGUCCUGUUGCAUGUUUAUCGGUUUACCUUACAAAGUCACUGUCAUGGCUGUUCUACUUUUAAUUGUCUGUUUUGGACAAUAAAGUUGUCUCGUUUUCGUACCUACUUGUAUUUUGGUGUUUCAUUUUCCUUUUCUGAUGGCACUCAAUAGGGAGGGUUUAAAAUCAAUAGUUUUUCUUUUCUUAAUUGCCACUGGGGUCCUCUGUCUUUUCAUAAAGUAUGCCACUAUACUGAGAAAUCCUAUUCAUAUUAUUGCAUAUCAGUAACCAGACAUGUUAAGUCACCAAGUGUUUGUAUGUGAAUCAAAUAAAACAUUUAAGGGGCUCAGAGAACUCGAGGAUCAUAAAAAUGAAAGGUUAAAAAAAAUGUAAUCUGUAUUAUUCUUUAAAUUUGUAAUUUCUAUGAAUUAUUGUCAGUCUUUCAAACUCUGCCCUUACUCUUUAUAAUUGAUUGAAUUCAUGCUGAAUUGUG